Messenger RNA from Larimichthys crocea (large yellow croaker), 3589 nucleotides. It is a transcript of the gene tjap1, whose product is annotated as tight junction associated protein 1 (peripheral). Lineage: Eukaryota; Metazoa; Chordata; Actinopteri; Sciaenidae. Gene Ontology annotation, biological process: Golgi organization. The transcript is spliced from 13 exons. The record is from RefSeq and is a predicted model, not a curated record. Bases 551 to 2488 code for a protein of 645 amino acids. Gene Ontology annotation, cellular component: trans-Golgi network.
GGGGGGGGGGGGGGGGGAUUCCUGAGGAUUGCCCGUCAUGCCCCGCGGGUAAAGAUGGCGACAGCUGAGCCGAGCAGCAGAACUUUCUCCGAGCGGUUCUGAGCGGGUUUCUAUCCGCCUGUCGGAGCCUCUCAGCCGGCUGCGUCUCCUCCCGCCGCCCGCUGAAGCCGCCUCCUCCUCGGCUUCGGUUCUCCUCCUCGGCGGAACUCGGCACUCCUCCCCGGCCCCCUCCCUCCUCUCGCCGGAGGAGGCGCACGGAGCUCCGGCUGAAGUUUCCUCCUCUCUCCGCUCUCCGGGAGGAACCGGACCGAGCCGCGCUAAGCGGCCUCACAGGCUGUCAGAGGCUCACAUGUCCAGAGGAGGAAGACGAGAACUAAUACUGAGAGAGCGAGGACGGACGGACACAGCAGAAAAAGACGAGGAUGAUGAAGAGCUUUCAGUGCUGAUGUAUAAGCCUCAGGUGUGUUUUUGUGGAUGACGAGUGGAGCAGCUCACACUUCAGGACUUUCAGACCGACAGGAAGUGACAUACAAAGGAAUCGGUGUGCAGGAUGACGAGUGCCGCCCCGGCCAGGAAGCCGUACCGUAAGGCUCCGCCACAGCACCGCGAGACACGCCACGGACUGGCUGUCGCUCCGCCCCCGCCUGCACCGCAGCAUGACAUCACUCAGGAGGUCUUAUCAGACUCUGAGCGGAUCAGAAUCCUCCAGCAGCAGAACGAGGACCUGCAGCGCCGCCUCUCUCUCUCCACGCACAAGAUGGACGCCAUGGAGGCGGAGUUUGACGGCAACCGCCACUACAUGGAGGCGGAGCUCAGCCGGACUAGAGACGACCUCGACAAGAUGAGGGACAAGUUCCGCAGACUCCAGAACAGCUACACGGCGUCUCAGAGAGCCAAUCAGGACCUGGAGGAGAAGCUGCACGCUCUGGCUGCCGUCAGUCAGACAUGGGUUCAUGCACUACGGAAGGUGGAGAGAGACAAAAAGACUAUGGACCAGGAGAUCGUGGAGCUCACCAACAAACUGCUGGAUGCCAAGAACACCAUCGACCACCUGGAGGAGCUCAACGAGCGGUACAGGCAGGACUGUAAUUUGGCCGUCCAGCUGCUCAAAUGCAACAAGUCACACUUCAGGAACCACAAGUUCGCUGACCUGCCGUACGAGCUGCAGGACAUGUUGAACAAACACAUGAAGAGCAGCCUGCCGGAGAGAGGCCCCGCCCCCUCUCAGGACCCGGACACGCUCAGUUUGACUCCCGCUGACGUCGUGCCGACCUCCGUCAUCGCCCGCGUCCUGGAGAAACCCGAACCGCUGGUCCUGAACUCCGCCCAGUCCAGCAGCUGCGGCCGGCCCGUCGCCGAGGACGUCUUUGUGCACGUGGACAUGACGGGCCCUGCGGGCGCCGAGGGCCACGGUCGGGAGAACAGAGGCCAGGAGGAGGCGCAGCAGAACGGUUCCUGCUGCAGUCAGAGCAGUCUGGACGGGCAGUCAGGCGGUGAGGAGGUGAGCGGGGCUCCGUCCUUCGAGAAGCUGAACCCGUACCCGCCGCCACAACCCCCCCACCCGCUGUAUCCCGGCCGCAAGGUGAUCGAGUUCUCGUCCGACGACAAGGUGAAGAUCCCGAAGAACUCGCCACUGCCCAACUGCACCUAUGCCACGCGGCAGGCCAUCUCGCUGAGCCUCGUCCAGAACGACGACGAGCGCCUCACCCCGGGCAGCCCCUCCUCCUCCUCCGGUGGGGGCACCCACCAACGCACGCCGCCGUCUCAGCGGGACGCCACCAGCGAGCCACUGUCUAGCCAGUCGAGCCCGUUCAGCAGCCCGCCGCAGGCUCCCAGUGUCAUGGCGAGCUCGGGCAGCUCUGAGGAGGACUUGCUGGCAAACUGGCAGCGGAUGUUUGUGGAGAAGAUGGCGCCGACGUGUGACGGUUCAGUGGUCCACCGCACGGCGUUCAGCAGUCAGACAGCUGAGGAGCUACAGAGGAGAAGGCCGGUGCCAGGGGGCGGGGCUUCCUCGUCCUCUGACCGCCACAGAGCGGCGUACUCGGACGGAGAGGAAGGCUCGUCAGCGCGCAGCUGGACGCCGAGUCGCGGCUCCAGCCUUGACACUGACACCGAGCCGAGGCCCGGCAGGAGGGGGCGCUACGACGGCGACGGCUCCAUGGAGGAAGGCGAGCGGCUGCUGAUGAACCUGGAGGACGAUGGCGGCAGCAGGGACACAGCGGUCACUGUGGUGACCAGCCCCACCGACACCCACAGGAAGGAGCUGCAGGAGGAGGAGGAGGAGGAGGAGGAGGAGGAAAGAGACGUUCUCUCACAUGACCUGCCUGUCAUCUCACCACGCCUCCUCGACAUCGACCCCGUCCUCACCGCCGCUGCCACCACCACCCCGCAGCGGCCGCAGAAGAGCCCGAAGAGGAUGGGCGUGCACCACCUGCACCGCAAGGACAGCCUGACCCGAGCCCAGGAGCAAGGCACACUGCUGGACUGACAGUGUUUCCACGGCAACCGACCCGCCCGUCACAGGCCGGAGGUCACGCCCAUCCAGGAUAUAGCCAUACUCUGCGUGUGUGUGUGUGUGUGUGUGGACGUCUUUGCCUUUCCUGAGCUUUUAUUUUGAAGAGACACAUUCAGUGCCUCUCUCUCACUUCCUGUCUCUCUCUCUGGUUGCGAGUACACCACCGGGCCUGAAGGUCAGACUUUUAUUUUGUUGUAGACUUCCUGUCGUGCCGUGUUAUUAUUAAGUCACACUGACUGUACCUGCAGGGGGCGUGGCCUCUCUCACCUGAAUGUAUCCACAGGUUGAUCUUUCUACGGAUGCCUGUGAGUGCCAGAAACAGGAAGCAAGAAUAGCCAACAAAAUAAAAUGCAGAUCCUGGAAGAUAAAAACUAAUUUUAUUUUGAAACUUUUUAGUCAUUAUGUUUUAAUUAACUAAUCUAAUCAGCUGUUCACAGUCCAAGGCUUUUAUUGUGAAAAGACGACAGGAUGUUUCCUGCUUUAAUUAAACUAAUUAAAACUAAAAGUCUGAUCAGGUGACUAACGAGCUGUUAAUUAAUAAUCGUGUUUCUGGCACCUCCAGCUCUCCGUACGCUGUUCUCUGAAUGUGACUCAACGCUGAUCACUGAUUGGCUGAUCACUGAUUGGCUGAUCAUUGAUUGUUUUGACAGGAAGUAAUCGAUCGGCUCAUGAUUAAUCACAAGCACCAAUCACAGGCGAGCUUCACUGCUGCUGGUGCAUGAUGGGACGAGUUGCACAAGGUUAGCCUAGCUUAGCUUAGCACAAACCCUAGCAGCAAUGAUAAUGAGCCUAAUGCUAAGCUAGGCUAACAGUGCUCUGUGGGUAUUCACUGUUUAUAAUGCUAAGCUAGGCUAACAGUUUCCAUUAGCUUGAAGCUAACACCUACAGGGGCUAGCAGUUUGUGCUAAGCUAAGUUAGCCGUGUCCAGCAGGACGUUCACAUGCGUGAAGCGUGUUUCAGAACACGUGAAGACACGAACACAACACUGCUCCUCCUCCUCCUCCUCCUCCUUGUCUUCUUCUUCGCCUCCUCCUUGUCUUCUUCUUCGCCUCCUCCUCCUCCUUCCUCCUUGUC